Molecule: messenger RNA, 3790 nt
Organism: Cheilinus undulatus (humphead wrasse)
Lineage: Eukaryota; Metazoa; Chordata; Actinopteri; Labriformes; Labridae
Gene: arfgap3
Product: ADP-ribosylation factor GTPase activating protein 3
Exons: 16
Coding region: 93-1679 (528 amino acids)
Biological process (GO): COPI coating of Golgi vesicle
Molecular function (GO): GTPase activator activity
Source: RefSeq, a predicted model, not a curated record
UGACGUGUCGCAUUCAGUUACUGAGAGGAAAAACGCAGGGCUGUUUUUCCUGCUUCUCCUGAAACCGCCAGGUAUCACAAACGGACUGAACGAUGGCAGAGCCAAGCAAGCACGAAAUUUCAACUAUUUUCAAGCGACUCCGCUCCAUUCCGACGAACAAGGUUUGCUUUGACUGCUCGACUAAAAACCCAAGUUGGGCCAGCAUCACCUAUGGUGUGUUCCUAUGCAUAGACUGCUCUGGGACUCACAGGUCUCUUGGGGUGCAUUUGUCCUUUAUCAGGUCCACAGAGUUGGAUUUUAACUGGUCCUGGUUUCAGCUGAGAUGUAUGCAAGUGGGAGGCAAUGCUAGUGCAAUUGCAUUUUUCAACCAGCAUGGCUGCACAGCCAGCGCAGCAAACGCCAAAUACAACAGCCGGGCCGCUCAGCUAUACAGGGACAAGAUCAAGACUUUAGGCACACAGGCCACCAGACGUCAUGGCACUGAGCUGUGGCUCGACAGCCAGGCUCCUCUCUCCCCAACAUCACCUGGCGACAAGCAGGUGGAUUUCUUCAGUCUGCAUUCACAGGCUGAACCUGAUAAUUUGAACAUGGCCAAAAUGAGUCUCAGCUCCACUACAUCAGAGAGACCCUCAACCCCAGAUAAAGAGGAAGACAGAAAUGGUAAUUUGGAGGAGGGUCCCAGUGUGGAUAUGCUGAGUAUGUCUCCAAAAGCAAAUCCAGAUCUCCCCUCUCUCAUUAAGAAGAAGCCAGCUGCAGCCAAGAAAACUUUGGCCUCUAAGAAGGGCGGCCUUGGAGCUCAGAAGGUCAGCAGUAAGAGUUUCUCAGAGCUGGAGAAGAAAGCUCAAGCAGCUGACAGACUCAGAGAGAAAGAGGAGAGCAAUGCCCCCACCAAGAACAGCCAGCCUGAGGAAUCCAUCACUCCAUCCUUGCGUCUGGCCUACAAGGACCUUGAACAGCAGAGGAAACUGGAGGAGAAGAAGCUGAAGGGGUUAGAGGGGAAGAAGAAAGAACAAGCUGAGAGACUUGGCAUGGGACUCACGAUCAGGGGGGGAGUGUCUCACUCGGUGACAUCGGACAUGCACAUCAUUCAGCAAGAGAGUCCUGUGGGAGCAAAGAGUCAAAAAGGACGGCGGUUCAAUGACGAUGACGAUGAUGAAGGAUCCUUCACCUCUAGGGUCUUGACUCGAUUUGAGGACCAGUCAGACUCUAUAGAUAGUUUCUCUUCCCGGUGGGAUGAUAGAGGCGAGGGAGGAGGCUGGAUGAAGGAGAGCAAGAAACCAGAGCUGGACUUCUUCCUGAGCUCCACAAUCACAUCACUAGAUGACAGGCCCACAUCCAGAAGAAAACCUGAACCAGUCUUUGAUUCAGGUGAAGCUCAGAAAAAGUAUGGAGGCGAUGUGAAAUCCAUCUCCUCUGAUAUGUACUUUGGAAAACAAGAUAACUCUGAGUAUGAGGCCAAAACGCGACUGGAAAGAUUUGCUGGAAGUGCUUCUAUAAGCUCUGCUGACCUGUUUGACGAUCAGAAGAAACAAACUGCGAGUUCAUACCGUCUGGCCAACGUGUUACCGAAUGCUCCUGACAUGUCGCAGCUCAAACUGGGAGUGCGCUCUGUCGCUGGGAAACUUUCUGUCAUGGCCAGUGGUGUAGUUAGCUCAAUUCAGGAUCACUACAGCUCCUGAGUCAUUUGUUUGGAUUCAUCUCCCUCGUAAUCGUCCUCUGUUUGCAGAGUUGAGAAGUAUCAAUGCAUUGUGGUCGUUCAUGCUGGUUUGUUAACUUAGAAGAAAGACCAGCUAACGCUGUGGACAAAUCUGCUCUAUUAUGUACCCCCAUAUAAUCCUGUAAACAUCUUAAUCUAGUUUUAUAUUGGAUAAUGUACAUACAGAAGUUGUUACAAUCAAGUUUGCCGAAGCACAAUAUUCCCAGCAGUUAUAUUCCUCUGCAGGCAUCUUGAAAAGAAAUUUAUGUGUAUAAUUUAGAUAUGAAGAAUGUUUAGUUUGCAGUUUACUUUGCUUUGCGGUCCUGGAAUUAAAUAUUUAGAAAUUCUGUAUGUAGCAGAAGAUAUUCUGAAGGAGGGGUUUCUUUUCGGUGAUGAGCACCCUAAAUCCUAAUUGGAGGAGACUAGGGUAACUUUUUGUUGGUUACACUUAGUCAUCACACAUAAUUUUUAGGGUUAUGUUGAGCUUUUUUCUUGUCUUUCUUGCACAUUCCUUAAGGUUUGAAAGUGUCCUUUCUGUCCCUAAAGUGCAAUUAUGUUUGCUUUUCCACAGACAGAAUCAAAAUCUGAAAAAAGAGGUCUUAGGGUAGCAGAUAUUUAUAUUUCUUAAUUAUGUUUAAUCCAUUUGCAAUUUGCCUCAUUAGAACACGCCUUAAUACAAAUAGUUUAAAUCUUACUUUUCAUAUAUCUGUUGUCCAAAAGGGACAAGAUGGAAUUAAGUCAAAGUAGCAAUAAAUAUAUUUUUUAAAAGUUUGAGACUUAGGGAAGAAUCCUGGUUGACUUUUUGUUGUCUUAUCUGAAACUGUUACAACCACUAUGGCCAUUAUAAAGAUAUUAGCAGCAACUGAUUGGAUAAUUUUAGCAUAAAUGAAUAGAAACAAGGGUAAACAGAUGGUUUUGCUUUGUUGAAAGGUAAAAAAUCAGCUUAAAACACAAUUAUUGAGAUGGCGGGGUAGAUGCUGAAUGUUUUGGAUUGUAAUGGCUUUAGUGGUUUCAAACCUUUAAUUAAAAAAAUUUAUUCAGAAUCGCAAAAAGGUCAUCAAUUAAGUAGCACCAGAAUGCCCUUGAAGAUGGGCUAGUUGCACUUUUUCUGUUUUUAAUUGGACACUUUAAGAGGUUGAAAUGAAGAAAGGGGUCUUGCAGAUGUACUGGGGUGACUUUUGAAGAUCUUUCAGUUCAAGUUGUAGCUGCUUUUUGUUGGACUUUGUGUUUACAUGUUAGUGAUGACUUUUCAUGUUGAAGCUUUUGUUGUUAAUUUAAUGGCAGACUCCUAAUGACAAAACUUACCUUAAUGUGGUGGGACCUUUCUGUAGCUUCCAGGCCUUACUGUAAAUAUGAAUGUAAACAAUCCAUUCAAAGCCUUUAAAAUGUUGUGUAGUCGCUAUAAAAUACUGCCAAUGCUGUCAAGUAAGACAAAGCUGGUAAUUUGGCAUAUGUAGCACUUCAGGUGGUGCUUUAGUUUGAUAUUGGGUUUGCUGUUGAAAAGCUGUAGCAGAGUAGCUUUAUAUUUGGUAAGGAAUAACGUUGGCUUCUGUUAAAAUCAGCACAAUAAUAUUAGUUUAAUACACUACAAGAGUGAAAAAAGGGGAGUUUCAGAUACUUUCAUGACCAAAUAUUUGUGUACUCCAUCACUCAAUGCCUUAGUCCAAAGAAGUCUUAAUAACUUGCCCUCAUUUUGCUUUAUUGCUGUGGCAUCAUGUUUCCUUUUUGCACAUAAUUUGUUAGGAUUUGCACGUGGCAGCUUUUGCUUGAAUGUACUUACAUGCAGUCAAAUCUUAUCCUUUAAGUUGGAAAACGUCCAAUGUAGACUUCUUAAAAAAAAUUUGUUGAUAUUUAUGUUCAUUUUUUUGUUUCUUUUGAUGUGAAAUAUUGUUAAAUGUUACAUACAAGAAAAGUAGCUCAUGUAAUUGGAAUGACCCUUGUUGUUAAUAGCUGGCACAACAGCAAAUUGUUGGCAAAUGGUGAUGACAGUAUGCUGAAAUUUAAAAAUACAAUGCUGUAUAAGGCUUUGAAUUCGACUUUUGACAUAUUUUGAGACAAAAAAUGUAAAUUAGACUUUUGGAAACAUGUCCAAUA